Messenger RNA from Amphibalanus amphitrite, 1722 nucleotides. RefSeq names its product eukaryotic translation initiation factor 3 subunit I-like. Gene Ontology annotation, cellular component: eukaryotic translation initiation factor 3 complex, eIF3m; cytoplasm. The coding region runs from base 321 to 1313 and encodes 330 amino acids. Gene Ontology annotation, molecular function: translation initiation factor activity; protein binding; RNA binding. The transcript has a single exon. Lineage: Eukaryota; Metazoa; Arthropoda; Thecostraca; Balanomorpha; Balanidae. Gene Ontology annotation, biological process: cytoplasmic translational initiation. The record is from RefSeq and is a predicted model, not a curated record.
AAAGUAGGUCACGACAACAUAGUUUUUUAUUUUCGAAACUUUAAUAUAUUAAAUUCAUUAGAGCUUAAAAAUAUUCAUGGGAAUUAAUAAAAGAUACUGACGGAAAUUAAGCCCCUUUUUAUUUUUUGACGUCAACAAAUUAUCUUUAAAUGCGUCGUAUCUGUCGCUGCGCCACUUAAGUAUACAACAUGCCGAAUUUUAUGUCAAUUGUGCGCGGUGUUUGGUAGUUUUGGUACUGUAAUGAAUUUGAGGAAUUUUAGGUAUUUUGUGGAGCAAGCAGAUAAUUGUUAGAGGCACCCAGAGUUCAUCUUGAAGCCAACAUGAAGCCGCUUAUGCUUCACGGUCACGAGCGUUCUAUAACGCAAGUACGCUACAACCGUGAUGGUGACCUUCUUUUUUCGACUUCGAAAGAUAGCAAGCCAAAUGUUUGGUGGUCAAUCAACGGUGAGAGAUUAGGCACAUUCGAUGGCCAUAAUGGAGCAGUCUGGUGCUUUGACAUUAACUGGGACACCACCAGGUUUGUGUCUGGUGCUGCAGACAACACACUCCGAGUCUGGGAUUGUGAAACUGGCAAACAGCUGGGAGAGGCCUCAUGUAAGUCUGCUGUCCGAACCAGCUCCUUUAGCUACAGUGGCAAGAUGAUUGCAUACACUACAGACAAGGCCAUGGGAAAUCCCUGUGAAAUUUUUGUGGUGGACAGCAGGACUGCUGAUGGCUUAAACUCUGCUGACCCCAUCGUGAAAAUUCCCAUCACCAACGGCCCGAAGGUGACGUCCAUGCUCUGGGGACCUCUUGACGAGUACCUUGUCACUGGUCACGAGUCUGGCGAAGUGGUGCAGUGGGACCUGAGGAGUGGAAAGACUGAGGGCAAGAAGACGAUCAUGACCCAUGAGCACAGCAACAAGAUCAAUGACAUGCAGCUGAACCAGGAUGGCACCAUGUUCAUCACUGCCUCCAAGGAUCACACUGCAAAGCUGUUCGACAUGGCAACCCUGGAGCCCAUGAAGACCUUCAAGACGGAGAGGCCUGUGAACAGCGCCUCAAUCAGCCCCAUCAAGGACCACAUUGUGCUUGGCGGAGGACAGGACGCCAUGGACGUGACAACCACCUCCUCGAGGCAGGGCAAGUUUGAGGCCCGCUUCUACCACCUCAUCUUUGAGGAGGAGUUUGCUCGUGUGAAGGGCCACUUUGGCCCCAUCAACUCGCUGAUGUUCCACCCCGAUGGCAAGAGCUUUGCGUCUGGUGGAGAGGACGGCUACAUUCGCCUGCAGGAGUUUGACCCUGCCUAUUUUGAGUUCAGGUUUGACUACUAGGCCCUGGUGUUAGCUUUUAUACGAAUGGUGUUGGCGGCUGACCUGCUGGCAGCAUGUCAUUGGUCCAGUGGGAAACUGGGCCGUGGCGUGCCGGCGCCCUUGACGUUCACCCUGAGCUGACCAUUUGUUUGGAAGGGGAUGGUCUGAUCUGAUUGGGCCAUCCCCUUCCACAGCAGAAUCUGUUACUGGCUAGGGUGGUGUAAGGUGUUUGGACGAGGGCUUGUGCUGUCAACGUGGUGAGCAGGCCUGGCAGUGGUUGAACAUUUCCAAUGACUUUACUUUCCUGGAAUUCUUUUCCAGACAGUAUGAGUAGAGCUACCUUCUGAAAUUAUUUAUAGAUCAUUUGUUAAUCUUGUUUUGGCAGCAUUGAGUUAAUGAUCAAUACAUCUUGCUGGAUACCUAUCUACAA